AUGCUCGCUCAAGAGCUCUUUGCCGGGUUUCACCAUAACCCAUAUUUACCCAAGUGUGCUAUCAAAGUAGACUUCCAGAAAGCUUAUGACACGGUGGACUGGAUGUUUUUGGAAAAGGUGUUGCAGUCCUUUUCCUUUCCCCAGAUGUUCAUUAAGAUUGUUAUGGAGUGUGUUACUUCCCCUAAGUUUUCUAUAGCCAUCAAUGGAGAACUUCAUGGUUACUUUACAAGUGGAAGGGGCAUCCGACAAGGUGACCCUCUAUCCCUCUAUCUCUUCACAUUGGUGAUGGAAGUAUUUUCCGGGAUCCUUAACUCCAAGGCUAGGCUCCCGGCCUUCAAGUUCUACUGGCGUUGUAAGCCUUCCCGUCUUACUCACUUAUUCUUUGCCGAUGAUGUGCUCGUUUUUGUAGAGGCAAAUCUUGCGUCGGCAACCCUCUUGAAAGAAGGCCUUCAAUUAUUUUUGUCCUGGUCACGGCUUAACCCAAAUGCCAACAAAAGUGAAUUGUUUUUCUCUGGCGGUUCUGAAGAAGUACGAACCCAAAUCCGGCUCUUGUUUGGCUUCAACGAAGGCAAUUCCUAUGGAAAGGCCCGGAUUUGGGUGUUGGCGGGGGCAAAAGUGCCUUGGAAUGAAGUUUGCCUUCCUAAGGAUGAGGGUGGGUUGGGAAUUCGCAGACUCCUUGACUGCAAUCGGGCGGCUUUACUCAAGCACAUAUGGAUUCUCUUCACAAAUAAAGAAUCACUUUGGUGCAAAUGGAUUCACUCCAUUUUCUUGAAGAAUAAGAACUUCUGGAUUGUGCCCAAGCCAACGGGUCCUCUUUACAAUUUUUUUGCGGAUAGGGAUAUCUACCGCUCUGGAAUUCCGAGGAAUUCCUCGGUGAGUGAGUUCUUCUCCUCCGAAUGGCCCCAAUCCUCAGUCCUAGACACAUUUUGCUCCUGGCUGCUUACUGUUUCUCUUGAAUCGGGAGCUAGCGAUUGCCUCACUUGGCACGGUCACCCCUCGGGCGAGUUCUCUUCAUCCAAGGCAUGGGAAUUCAUAAGGAUCAAGGGCCAGAAAGUUAACUGGAGCUCAUUCAUCUGGGAUCCUUCCAUUGCCCCCAGGUACGGGUUUCUGUUAUGGCUCACCACUCUCAAUAGGCUUCCUACGCAGGUGUUUCUGUUGAGGCACAAUAGGAUUGCGGAAGGGGCUUGUGCCUUCUGCCGCCGUAGAUCGGAUUCCAUCGAUCAUCUUUUCUUCGGCUGUAACAUCACUGGCACCCUUGCCAAUUUUUGGGCUUCCAAGUGUAAUCUUUCCUGGCGUAAUGGAUCGUGGCAUGACAACCUCCGAUGGGCCAUUCAGGUCAUUGGAGGCCAUAGUUUCCAUCAGCGCAUUGCUCGUUUCUCCCUCAGCGCAUUAUGCCAUAUCAUUUGGACGGAACGAAAUGACAUCCUUUUUAGGAGCAAGACAUUCUUUUUGCCGGCCAUCCGCAACCAUCUUAAUAAGGCGACGAAAGAUAGAGGUUUAUCCUUUAAACCCGUCGAAGAUAGUCCCCGCAACCGGAGAAUCCAAGCCAACUGGGCCAUCUCUGCCUCAAUCUUUGAUUCCUAG
Messenger RNA from Syzygium oleosum, 1584 nucleotides. RefSeq lists its product as uncharacterized. Bases 1 to 1584 code for a protein of 527 amino acids. The record is from RefSeq and is a predicted model, not a curated record. Lineage: Eukaryota; Viridiplantae; Streptophyta; Magnoliopsida; Myrtales; Myrtaceae. The transcript is spliced from 3 exons.